GAAAUCUCACUGCACCAGGGUAUAUGCCAGAGCGAGCUGCUCCUCUCCCCAAAUGCAGCAUCAGAGUUUUCUUCUCUUGGAGCUGUGGGGAACCCCUGCCUUGACAGCCGAGGCAUAGCCAAAGCUUGGUUAUCCCAUGGAAUUGGUUUGUGGGAUACAAAACAUCAUCAAGCUCCUGGGACAUUUGUGAAACAAUUUAAUGAAGAGACAAGAAAUACCUGCAGCUUGGCUUUUGCCUCUGGAAAAUUUGAUUUAUCUCACCUGAAAAAUACAGAGGGUUUGGGCAUCCAGCCCCACCACUGAUAAAGGAGACGAUGACUCUGGGAUGCUUCCUCCCUUCCAGCAGCACUUACCUCUCUGGGAGUCAGAGGAGGUUGACAGGAUGGCGAAUUUUAAGGGUCAUGCGCUUCCAGGCAGUUUCUUCCUGCUCUUUGGACUCUGGUGGUCGGUGAAAUAUCCACUGCAGUAUCUCAGCCAGAAAGUAAAUAAGAAAUCCCACAGGACUUACUGUUUCCAGCGUGUGGAUGCCAUUGAAGGGGGGAUCAAAAUCCUCUUUUCUCUAAUAGGGAUGCUGGCGGAGCAGUUCGUCCCCGAUGGCCCCCAUUUGUACCUGUACGUCGGGGAGAAGCACGACUGGGUGAAGCUGAUGAACUGGCAGCACACCACCAUGUACCUCUUCUAUGGCCUCUCUGGGCUGGUCGACGUCCUCACCUACAUCUCCCAGGCGGUGCCGCAGGGUCUGGAUCGCCUUAUGUUGGCAGUGGCCGUGUUCGUUGAAGGUUGUCUCUUCUAUUACCACGUCCUUAACCGCCCCAUGUUGGACCAGCACAUCCACUCCCUGCUGCUCAUCACCAUCUUUGCCGGGGCUGGCAGCAUCCUGCUGGAGGUUUUCCUGCGUGACAACAUUGUCCUGGAGAUGUUCCGAGCUGGCAUCACCAUCGUCCAGGGAACGUGGUUCUGGCAGAUCGGUGUUGUGCUCUUCCAGCCAUGGGGAGGUCCAGUGUGGGAUGAGAAUGACCACAGCAACAUCAUGUUCCUCACCAUGUGCUUUUUCUGGCACUGGGCAGCUGCUGUGGCCAUCCUGGCUGUGAACUACACCCUCGCUUACUGCUGUCUGCAGAGGUUCUGGAGAGGCAGUGGAGAGCCCUACAUUAACCUGGGGCUCCGGCAGCAGAAGUGUGACAGCAGCUCCCAAGCUGCCUUCUUGAACGGCUCUGAUGAAGAAUGAAGAGGGUGCAAACUCCUGCUCUAAAUACAUGAGAAGUCCUUUUUCCGGAAGAAACAAAUCUAAUGAAAUAUUUUAGUUUUGGAGAAGUGAGAGUUGCCCCCCUGGUGCUGCUGGGAGGAAGGCUGAGCACACAGAGGUGGCUGGCCUCCAUCCAUACCCAAACAUCUCCAGCUCAGACACAGCUGGAAGUGAUUUUGAGCCACAAAACAAAGCAUGGAAAUUCAAGAUGACAAGAUAACUUCAUUCUGUGGGUUCCCUGGUGUGUUCCCAUAGGGCUGGAGGGCAUCCUUUGGCCAGCUGGCUUUUCCAAGAGCCUGGGGGCUUUGACCUGCCAUGACUGAGUCAGGGAAAUCUCCAGGCUGAGGUCACGCACCUCUAUAGAGGGGCAUCACCCCAAGGAGGACAAGUAAGAGAGUGUUGAAUGUGAGAUUAUGGCAAUUUUUGCAACACCAGGGCUUGAUUGCACACAAUACAGAUGUUAUUACUGAAGCUUUGAACUAAAGAUGAGGUUUGUUAAUUGUUUUCAUGUUCACUUAAAGGCUGAGAGAGUAAAUAAAUGUGAAAUAAAAAUCC
Prinia subflava (tawny-flanked prinia) is the source of this 1801-nucleotide messenger RNA. RefSeq names its product transmembrane protein 45B (gene TMEM45B). Bases 326 to 1228 code for a protein of 300 amino acids. Lineage: Eukaryota; Metazoa; Chordata; Aves; Passeriformes; Cisticolidae. The record is from RefSeq and is a predicted model, not a curated record. The transcript is spliced from 8 exons.